AUGGCGCGCCAAUUCCAUUUGUGCUUCUUCCUGACAGCGGCCCUCCAAAUAUUACUGACGGAUGCUGCAGCGCACCUCGGCACCCUAGCGACACUCCUCAACCACGAAGCUGACAAUUUAAAAGCCAUGGCAGUGACCCUGAAAGCGCAGGAGGAGGACGGCGGUCCUGACUAUCGGGACGAGAUGGAGGAACUCGCUGCCGUACAGGCUGUUGGCGUGGGCACAAGUAUGCUGAAAAUGGCUCUCGGGUCGGAGCAGAAGCGGCUCGGUGGCCGAACUGGGUCCCUGGCUGAGUCGAACGGACCUUCCCGGUUCAACUUAAAGGUGCUGACCUGCUGCAGGUCUCUGACAUCGGCACAGCAGGCGAGCGAAGCCAGUAUCGAGAUGACGCCCUACGUGCUUCUUGGAGCGGACGGCGCGGCAAGUGAGGAUGAAACUUUGGCUGAAAGCUAUGACAGAUCUGGCAAGUGUGCAGAUGCUCAGACAGGUUCGUCUUGCCGAGAAGCUCGAAGCCAGAGGCACUGGCCUCACACUCAGCCCCUAAAGGAGGCUCAUUUGCAUGAAGCCGUGAGGCCUGUUCCCAAAGGAUGGAGCAAGGCAAAGGCGUCAAUCCUUCAGCAGGAAAUGCAGGAAUUAGAGCUCCUGUCCGAGUUUGAAGCCCAGAGUUGGGUGUCAUAUGGCCUGUGGUUGCGAACGAUUGCAAGAUCUGUGGCCGACCUGGCUCAAGCAAGCAUUGCUCUCGAGCGAAUGUUCGACCUGUCACAUCUCGCUGGCAAGACUUCUGGCAAGCCCGGUCCCACUGCUCUGCAGUCGCCCGGCUGUGAACGGGAGAACUUCUCUGAAAGUAAAGCUGCAGGCAUCAUCGCCAAGCGCACCGGCCUCAGUGCCUAUCACCGUCAGUUUUCGUUGUCCUUGAGCUUAUUGUACACGAUAUCGCGUGCGCCUAGGAGUUGGUGUGAGGCCGCGGGUGUCGAGGCGUUGGCAGCCGUCGAGAGUGGCUGCUGCCUGCUCGCUGAGUCCCCGGUUGCUGUGCUGCAGCUUCAAAACAGCAAGACGGAACUGCCUGCUUGCCAGCAGUGCCUGUGCCCUUUGAGCACCACAAUGUGUGCAGUCGUCUGCCAGUGUGGAGAUCAGUUUUGCAGCACUGCGUGCUACGAGAUGGCCAAGCAGCAGGGCCAUGAAAGACUUUGCCCGGCACUGCUGGGAUCGCAAGAAGCGUCGGCAAUGGAGUCUUUGAUUCACUUGCUCAGAGAUCUGCCCAAUGUCGGGGAGGCUUUUCGCCUCGCGGUGAAAUUGCUCGCUAGAGCAAUCACAGAUCUACAGCUAUUGGAACUCUCCUCCGGUUUGGCUGGAGCACCCUGGUGGGAGACUGCUGGCAUAAGCGACCAUUUAAUUCAAGAAGCUCGGGAUGUCACCCAAGUUGCCUUUACAUUGCUCCAAGCCGUCCUGACUGACUUGCCCGCUGAAUUUACAGCAGACGAUUUGGGUUUCCUUGUUGGUCGGCUUCGGAUGCGGCUGGUUUUGAAUUGGAAUGCAGUCGAGGUGCUUGUGCCAGUGGAGGACCAGCUGCUAGCGCCAGAUUUGUGUGGAGCAGCUGCGGUGGAGGGGCUGGCCUUGUAUUUCGUGGCUUCUGCCGUGAACCACAGCUGCCAUCCUAAUUGUGCGUUGCAGUCAUGCUUUGCAAGCCCUGGUCUGCGGGGUUGGGCGGUCUUGCAAGCUUUAAGACCCAUCGACGAAGGGGAGGAGGUCACAAUUGCCUACCUGGAAGACGGACCGGAGACAUGUGAGCGCUUGUUCGAACAGUGGCGGUUUCACUGCAGCUGCGACUACUGCGCAUCUCGAGCAGAAGGGAAAAUCGGCCAUGUGGGGCGCAGCUUGUGUGAUUUGUUUGCCCGCAUGCUCAGAAGAUCUCAGAAGAAAGAACCGGGACGAAUUACAGAUGUCACAGCGACAGCCCGAACACAAGCAGUGGACAUCAGUGGAAUAGCACGAAAAAGCAGACACGCUGCGACCACAGCUCGACGAGACGGAGGAGAAAGAGCAAGGCGGAAACGUCACAGGCCGCAGGCAGCAGAGUCCUUGUAA
Molecule: messenger RNA, 2085 nt
Organism: Symbiodinium sp. CCMP2592
Lineage: Eukaryota; Dinophyceae; Suessiales; Symbiodiniaceae
Source: the annotation of a GenBank genome assembly